Messenger RNA from Myripristis murdjan (pinecone soldierfish), 1048 nucleotides. Its product is annotated as NPC intracellular cholesterol transporter 2. Bases 79 to 528 code for a protein of 149 amino acids. The record is from RefSeq and is a predicted model, not a curated record. Gene Ontology annotation, molecular function: cholesterol binding. The transcript is spliced from 5 exons. NCBI's taxonomy places the organism in Eukaryota, Metazoa, Chordata, Actinopteri, Holocentriformes, Holocentridae. Gene Ontology annotation, biological process: cholesterol efflux; intracellular cholesterol transport.
UUCAGGGAAAUAAGAAGGGCUGAACUCCAAUCAGCUGCACUUGAGACGGAAGCCAUUGUGCAGGUCCCGGACAGAAACAUGUAUCUGCGAACUGGUUUCAUCGUUUUCUUGUCCCUGGUGGCGCUCGCCUGUGCGGAGCCAGUGAAAUAUGUCGACUGUGGAUCAUCUGUCGGCAAAGUGUCCAUGGUGGACAUUAAGCCCUGUCCUCGUCAGCCGUGCCAACUGCAGAAGGGCCAGUCCUACAGUGUCAAUGUGACAUUCAGCAGUGAUGUGGUAAGCCAGACGAGCAAAGCGGUGGUUCACGGGGUGAUUGCUGGAGUCCCCAUCCCGUUCCCCAUCCCUAUCGAGGAUGGCUGCAAGUCUGGAAUCAAGUGUCCCAUCCAGAAGCAGCAGAGCUAUAACUAUGUGAACGCACUGCCUGUGAAGUCCGAGUACCCUGCUAUCAGGCUGGUCGUGGAAUGGGAACUGAGAGACGAUACAAGCAAGGACUUGUUCUGCAUCAAGUUCCCAGUUCAGAUUGUCAGCUAAUUCAUCGAUGGUACCUCCUGCACAAUUGUUUUAAGGGAUUAAAAAAAAACAUAAAAAUAAGAUUGGGAAUGUUAAUGAUUCUAUUAAGAUCUCAUUUUAUUCAUUCAUCAGAUUGGUUUUUAAGCUGUGUAGCCUUUUCACUGGAUUGCAAGAUUUUCAGUUGCCCUGCAGCCAUCUCUAACUCUGCAGCCGAGUGUUAACUCAAAUCAAUACAGGGCUUGUUGCUGCGCCGUGUGAUCUCACUAACCGUUGAUUCUGAGUUUUGUGGAGGUGAAAUGAGGGUAGUGAUCGUGUCAGUGACCCUGGCUGGUGAAAUACAUUCCACUACAGUGCAAUUCUCUCCAUGUCAUGUCUUACUGGCUGCUGUGUAGUCGGAACAAAAAAUACUUCGCAUAUGCUGCACUUUUUCCACUUAAAACUUUUGUAAUAUGUACUUCAUGUAGAACUUGUUCUUCCAAACAGUUAAUUUUUUUGUAAAUGAAUUUGAAUAGUUAAUUAUAAUAAAGAGAUUUAACAUUUA